CUCUCCUCCUUCCCCCAUCCAACGAAAGUCAUCCUCUUCCUCUCUCUCUCCUUCGCUCUCUAGAAUCCUUCCUUCCUUCCUUCCUUUUGAUCGCUGCAAAUGGCGAACGUCGACGAGAAGAACUGCGCCGCUCACGAGGAAUCGAGCCCUCUCCUGGACAAGAAGGUCGCCGCCGACGAUGCGGAGAAGCCCCGCCAGGCGGCCGCCGCCGACGACAAGAAGGUCGCCCCCGCCGACGACGGCGCGAAGAAGCCCGGCCAGGUGACGGCGGCGCACGGCCCGCUCCUGGUCCCGAUCGUCGUCGGCGGCGGCGGCGGCGGGGGCGGGGGGUUCGGGUGGACCGCCGACGGCUUGCCGCUGGCUCACGGCAGCGUGAUGGGGGAGCCGAUGGAGCGGGCGCAGUGGAACUCGAGCCUCUUCGCUUGCCUCGGUCGCAACGACGAGUUCUGCAGCAGCGAUCUCGAAGUUUGUCUUCUUGGAUGCGUUGCUCCUUGUGUGCUUUAUGGAAGCAAUGCUGAGAGACUUGGAAACCCUACUGGGACUUUUGCGACUCACUGCUUGUCUUAUGCUGGCCUUUAUCUGAUUGGAAAAGCCUUCUGUAGUGUCAACUGCAUUGCACCCAUGUUUUCAUUUCCUAGCCGCACGGCUAUUCGUCGCAAGUUUAAUCUAGAGGGUAGCUGUGAGGCACUUCACAGGUCCUGUGGAUGCUGUGGAAGUUGUGUGGAGGACGAGGUGCAGCGAGAGCGGUGUGAAUCAGGGUGCGACGUGCUAACUCAUGUCUUAUGCCACCCCUGCGCUCUCUGCCAGGAAGGGCGUGAGCUCCGCCGUAGGCUACCUCAUCCCGGAUUCAAUGCACAUCCAGUCUUGGUGAUGAUUCCCCCAGGCGAGCAGACUAUGGGUCGUGGGGCUUGAGCAUCGUUCUACAUCUAUAUGAAAACCAGCCUGUCUAUGUGCAAACCGUACGUGUGAUUUCUCCAGUUGACUUAACAGACCUUUUAUUGUAUUAAAGAAAUGGUGAUGAAAUGUAGUGCUUGGUCUUAACCAGCUAUAAAUAAAUGCUCCGUAUAUGUUGUCUUGUUUU
This is a messenger RNA of Syzygium oleosum, 1081 nucleotides long. Its product is annotated as cell number regulator 8. NCBI's taxonomy places the organism in Eukaryota, Viridiplantae, Streptophyta, Magnoliopsida, Myrtales, Myrtaceae. The record is from RefSeq and is a predicted model, not a curated record. Bases 100 to 912 code for a protein of 270 amino acids. The transcript is spliced from 3 exons.